CCAAAGUACGGAGAUUGCCUGACAGUUGGAAAAUAUUGCUGUUGUGGUUCGAGUCGAGACAGUGGUGGUCUUGAUCCAAUACUGAGAAACAAACCCAGACUUCGUCGAUAGCAGUCAGAUACAUGUGCAAAUUAACAGAAGAUGCUGAACCAAGAUAACAAUUUCAAAAAGGAUUUUCAAGCUCCAGAUUAAGACUUCUCUUUGCCCGGGGUUUACGUGCAAUUUCUAUACAUCGACUCCUAGUACUGUCCGUUUGAUUCGUGCGCACACAUGGCGUUUUUAAUAAAGAAGAAAAAGUUCAAAUUUCAGACUCAUUUUACACUCGAAGAGUUGACAGCGGUACCCUUUGUCAACGGGAUGCUCUUCUGUAAAAUCAGACUGCUGGACGGUGGAGAUUUUGCCAUUUCAUCAUCCAGGCAAGAGGUUCAGGAGAACUGCGUUCGCUGGCGAAAAAAGUUCUCCUUCGUGUGUAAGAUGAGCGCAAGUCCCACCACAGGUGUUCUGGACCCCUGCAUAUGUAGGGUGUCUGUGCGUAAGGAACUCAAAGGAGGAAAGGCAUUUUCAAAGCUGGGCUUUGCCGAUCUCAACAUGGCGGAGUUUGCUGGUUCAGGCUCCACCGUGCGCUGCUGCAUCCUCGAGGGCUACGACACCAAGAACACGAGACAGGACAACUCCAUACUCAAGGUUACCAUUGGGAUGACUCUGUUGUCUGGAGACCCUUGCUUUAAAACACCCCUCAGCACGGCUAAAACCAUCACCAUCGCGGGACAGGACCCCUCUCUGCAGCUGGACUGUAAAGGAGAGGGCACCGACGCCAGCCCAUGCCUACCCCCUGGCAUCGCCGCAGCACGGGCGCUCAAACCCAGGCCCUCUGCCAUCAGCACAGGUCUACCAGAGGAGCUGGACCAGAACAUGUCCAGCCCAGAUGAAGUGUUCCACACGGGCCACUCCAGAAACUCCAGCUACGCUAGCCAGCAGAGCAAAGUAUCAGGCUACAGCACGGAGCACUCGCGCUCGUCCAGCCUGACGGACCUCACGUCGCACCGCCGCAACACCUCCACCAGCAGCAGCGCCUCCGGGAGCGUCGCCACGGCAACCGAAGGGACGGCCGAGUCCGAGAAGGAGCUGGCCGCCCGGCCCGAGAGGCCUCCCCGCCCCCCACUUCCUGUCCUGCUCUCCAACAGACCGUCCAGACGUAAGAAGGACUCGAUGGAGAGUCACCCCACCUGGGUGGACGACACGCGCAUCGAUGCCGACGACAUCGUGGAAAAGAUCGUUCAGAGCCAGAACUUUGCUGACGUUAGCAACAACGAAGACAGCAAUCUGAGGCUGUUUGUCAGCAGAGACGGCACCACGGCCCUCAGUGGGAUCCAGCUGGGCAACAGGGUGACGGCAGGCGUCUUUGAGCCGGUGGUGAUCGAGAGUCAUUAGAGGGACAGACAGACUUCCUCGUCCUCCGAUUCCCGUCUCUCUCUUUCUCUUCCUCUGUCGACUCUCAUCCCUCCAUCCGAUGGCCGCUAAAAGAAAAGAAGAGGGAAGGAAGCCGACGUGGAGGCCUCUGGGUCACCAUCCUCUCUGUUUGUCAUGCAUUAAGAGUGAACGCUCACAGUUACUUACAAAUCGUGCAAAUCAUGUGUGUACAUGUUUGAUGUGUACCGCUAUCUGAGUUGUUUUUCCUAUAUAUUGUAGGUUGCACCCUAUACAUACUUACUGCAAAAUGAUUAAGCUCCUGAGGUGUGCUGGGUUGUGUUAUUACAUGAUUAUAUGAUACAGAGUUAAUUGAUCUAAAACCUCUAUUUAUAAAUGCUUUAGAACCUGAUCUAAGUGCAAGUGUACUUCAUGUGCCACAAACUGUGGCAUUAUGGGAAAUGUAGUGCAACACUGUGAAGGGCUGGCCCAGGCAUGUUGUAUGGAUGUCAUGUGUGUACUACAGUGUACAUGUCAAUCCAAAAUGUACUUUACUGGUAGAAGUAGUUGAUCCAGUGGUUUCAACCUGUGGUUUUCUUUUGUUUCUCUGUACUCUGCUAUGCUACAUUUGAACUGCUUUAUUUGCUCUUUUCUCAUCAAUUUUGUUUUGCAUCUGCUUCUUUGAUUGGCAGCUCUCUUAAAGGUAGCCACACAAAAUUGUUACAACCCCUUCUUCCUCAUAUUUCAUACUGGAUUUUGAUCACUGCACCAAAUUACAAAUCAAAUUUAUUUUCCGACACAAGAGGAUAGCACAAAUUCUUACCCAAGGCAGAUCACUGCAAAUGAACAUGAUUUACUAGUCGGUGUUGAUGACUGGGAGGUGCAGCCAGUUAUUACUGUGUGGUUCUGUGUGGUUCUGUGUGGUUCUGUGUGGCUGGCCAUACGAAGAACCACAGGACGAGUUCUAGUGGAGUUAUGACUGUAGUCGAGUGUGACUGGUGACUGGAUAUUAGUCUUGAGAUCCCAAUUCAGACAGGGCUGUGUGUGUGUGUGUGUGUGUCAUGCGCUUAUGUUCUGUUCCACUGGCUGGUCUUGUGACAACAGAAUUGUUUUUUUUGUUUGUUUUUUUUUCUGUUGUUUUUUCUUUGUUCUUUGUUUAUUUUUUUGCCUGCCUUAGCGUUUGGUUGAAGUAGUGUGAUUUGUGGUCUCACUGUCUGUGUGUGUGUGUGUGUGUGUGUGUGUGUUUGUGCUGCUACGCUACUUCUUUGAGCUGAGUGAAAUGAAAUGCAGUGAUCAAAGCCUUUCCGUUGGUAGUGCUCAGACUGCUUGGGCUUCAGUUGGGCUAAAUGUCCCUAACAUCUGUUUGGCGCGUGGGGUGUGAGCGGUGCAUUGUGGGUAGGAUGAGAUCAGGCCUGAUGAGUCAGAAUCACGUUCCUCGUCUUGGCAACAGGCCUCAGUUCAGUUUUCCACCAAGCACCUGGAGUGCACCAGGAAACAAUGGACUUUUCUGACAGGAUGCACCUCCUGUACCUCCUUGUUGUGUGUGUGUGUGUGUGUGUGUGUGUGUGUGUGUGUGUGUGUGUGUGUGUGUGUGUGUGUGUGUGUGUGUGUGUGUGUGUGUGUGUGUGUGUGUGUGUGUGUGUGUGCUUGCGUGACUGUAUUUGUCUGUUUUGACAGAUCGAAUAGAAACCUCUAUUCUCUGUGUGGUGGGUUUCCAAUUACUUCAUGCAUGGCAAAAAUCUUGCUCUUAGUUGACCUGAGAGUGCAGAGAAAGUGUGCAAAACUGACUGUAAUAUGUUGGUGGCCAGGGCUCUUCUAACUUUAUGUCUGUGCAAUAAGGGAUUCGAUUGACACCAUCGUGUUGGUGCACUGUUCCGAAUUGUUUGCUCAUUUUACUCAUCCUCAACAAUUCAGCAUGACUGUGGUAUCAUUAUACGAAUGUAUACUAGAGUUAGAAUUGCCACAUAAAAGAGCAGCAUAAUUAUAUCAUUAUUUACACUCAUGGUUUAUGUAGUUUUGCCUAAUGGGCAGUUGAACGGGCAAGUUAUGUUGGAGUUUAUUUUUACAUUUACUCCGAAACUCACAAGGCUUACUCAAAAUAACAGUGCACAUAUUCUUUGUCUGUAAAAUAUACCUCUACGACUGAAAGAAAAAUAACAUGCAUGAUGAUGACACCGACCUAAAACACAGCCAGUCAUCUGCAGAUAAUCUGUUUGUGUGCCUGUGGAAAUAACUACGAGAUUCACUGGCCGUCAUCUUCAAAUCCAAUAGGGGAUUUGUUUGUUGAAAGUGACUGACUAACUUUGUCCUUUUCUUAUACAUCUGCCCCUUGUACUGAUUUACUUGGACCAUUCCUGUAGCCAUAUGGUGGUUUUUACUAAACGGUAACACUUUGCUCUUUUGGUGUUUUCAAACCAGCUGGCUGGUUUAACAUUUUCAUUCUGUGACCCCUUUAUCAGUGGAGCUCAACAGAGAUCCUUUGAUUCCUGUGGUAAAAUAUGAACUUUUUACAGAUUAAAUGCUUUAUGUAUCCUUGUCUUUAUAACAGGCAGUUGGUGGCGUCUGGUUCUGUGGUUCUGUUUUGUAUAAGAGGGACUCUUUUGUGGUGUUUUCCUUCAUACUUGACUAUAAUCUGUGAUUUUUAACAUCGGAAAAGAAUAUACUUUUCAAUUAAUGUGAGUUGCUGUUGUUUAGAAUUAAGUUCAAAGAUCUGUUCUGCAAAUGAAAGGUGAAAAGUUUAAAUAAAGAUACAUUGGUUUUGGUCUAGCAGAUGGUAACAGCAUGUCUGCCUUUACCAAGUCUCCCAUGAAGCACAUCUUCAUCAGAUUCUAUUCUAGAGUGCAUUCUAGCUGCUCCAGUCUCUCAAUGUAUUUACAAAACAUUAUUAUUUACACUUUCUAAAUGAAGUCACAUGUUCCAUACAGUGUGAUUCUUAAGAGAUAAAUGAAUGAUGAACAAGAACAUUGUACUGAGAUUUGUGGUCAAAUCUGUGGUAAAGUCUACCGGUGUUUGCCUGCCGUAGUCUCGGAAGGGAUCUCACGAGAUCGUCUUGAACAACGUGUUGCAUAUUGGUCAAGACAACAGCACUUAAAUUGAGAGAAUUAACUUGACUUCAUUGUAACACCAAUUGUUUGCCAUGUUUUCGUCUCCUCUGCCGUAAUAAGGGAAUUGAAGCUAUGCACCUAAAGUCAAAGAUGUAAAACUGACCUCUAACAAGAGUCACACCUAAGUUCAGUAUGUCUGUGGAUAUAACAAUAUGAUCAGAUUAUUUCAUAAAACAAGAUGUCUAUUUUUUAGAAUUACAACAAAGAUGUAUUUAUUAUACCGACACAAACACAGAUAAAAUAUAAUACACAGAUUCUAAUACACAUGUCUCCAAAGUCAAUUUGAAAGCUCUUGAUUGGUCACACUAAGGCUUUAUUUGAACUGGUGGUCUGCAUGUGGAGGAGCACUGUGAUAUAAUGGAGUUGAGCUAUAUUUCUAUUCUAGAAUUUGAAUGUUUCCUAUUAAAGAUUGUAAAUGUCUAUUGAAAAGUGUAAAUGUAAUAUUUUGGGGAAAUAAAGUUAUUGAUGGGCAUCAUAAA
This is a messenger RNA of Sardina pilchardus (European sardine), 4990 nucleotides long. RefSeq names its product estrogen-induced osteoclastogenesis regulator 1b (gene eeig1b). The record is from RefSeq and is a predicted model, not a curated record. The transcript is spliced from 12 exons. NCBI's taxonomy places the organism in Eukaryota, Metazoa, Chordata, Actinopteri, Clupeiformes, Clupeidae. Bases 271 to 1431 code for a protein of 386 amino acids.